UGAUAGCACAGAGAUGUUCGUGCAUAAUAGGUAAAGAGUUCUUAUAUUUCGAUAGAUCGAAUGCUUCCUCCAGUUUCGGAUUUCGUAGUUUUGUUUUGACUCUGUGCUCGUAUUUAUAAAGAAUAAUAAUUCAUUUUAUUCGAAAGUGUAAUAUAUUAUUAUUUCGGAAACAGGUUUGUUUUUAAGUGGCGUAAUAUUUUUAGAAUGAUACGUCAAAUGGUUGCCUUCUCAGCAAGUUUCAAGCAUAAAAUAAAGGAAGGAAAAUUGUUUAAUAUAAAAUCCAAGAUAAAUACAAUUAUACGAUAUACACAUUUGGUUUGUGCCAAAAUGGAUAGUUCUCGUUAUUACGACAAUCCAUUUGAAGACUAUCCUAAUCCUACUGCAAAUGCACUGGUGAAUGCAUCUGCUAACGAUAUUAAUGAAAAUUAUAAAGAAAGAAUUGGAGUGAAGACAAAGGAAUUGUUGGAUCGAUUGGAAGAGAAGAAAAAUCAUUGGACUCACAAUGAUGAUAAUUCCAUGUAUACUGGAUCUGCAGGGAUCGCAUAUAUGUUUUACCAUUAUGGAAAAUGCUUUAAUGAGCCUGCUUACAUUGAUAAAUCAGUGGAACUGUUAAGGAUAUGUAUAGAUAAGUUCAGACACAAACGGGAAAUCACGUUCUUGACUGGUGUUGUAGGACCAUUGACUAUGGGUGCUGUUGUAUUCCAUUCACAAGGCUAUCGUGAUGAAGCUCAAAAUGCAAUUUCAAAAGUGAAGACAUUGUCCUCUCUUGUUCUGAAUGAGAGUAGCGACUUGCCAGAUGAGUUACUGUAUGGAAGGGCUGGUUAUCUGUUCGCCCUUCUCUUCUUGAAUUCUCAUAUAUCUCCUGCUCCCAUAGAAGAUGAGCUUAUUAAACAGGUGAUUGCACUGAUAAUUAAAUCUGGAAAUCUGUAUUCUGCUUCAAGAAAAUACAAAACUCCUUUGAUGUAUAUGUGGCAUGGAACUGAAUAUCUCGGUGGUGCACAUGGAUUGGCUGGAAUACUUUAUCUGUUGCUACAGGCACAGCAAUAUUUGACGCGACAACAAUUAGAGAAAGAUAUAAAGCCUGCGUUACAGUUUCUUAAAAGCAUACGAUAUCCUUCCGGAAACUUUCCAUCCUCGAUCGGAAGCAACUCUGAUAAACUGAUACAUUGGUGUCAUGGAGCGCCCGGAAUGACAAUGCUGUUCUGUUUAGCUUACAAGAUAUACCAAGAUGAGAGUUACUUGCAAAUUGCUUUGCAAUGUGGGGAGGUGAUUUGGGCCAGAGGAUUGCUGAAAAAAGGACUUGGUAUAUGCCAUGGAGUAGCCGGGAAUGCAUACUCAUUUCUGAGUUUGUACCAACAAACGAAGGAUAUAAAACACCUUUACAGAGCUUGCCAGUUCGCAGAAUGGUGUAUGGAUUACGGAAGGCAUCAAACCAAAUCUCCCGACAGGCCGUUCUCAUUGUUUGAAGGUCUCGCUGGUACAAUUUACUUCUUGAGUGACAUGCAACAGCCGCUCUCAGCAAAAUUCCCUGGCUACUCCAUUUAAGACUAAUACUCUUUCGUAAUAACUGUUUACUUCCCAUGCACUUUUGUCGAAUAGAAAAUUAUUUAAUAAAUGGAUUCACGAACUGA
Messenger RNA from Ceratina calcarata, 1631 nucleotides. RefSeq names its product lanC-like protein 2. NCBI's taxonomy places the organism in Eukaryota, Metazoa, Arthropoda, Insecta, Hymenoptera, Apidae. The transcript has 10 exons. Gene Ontology annotation, biological process: carbohydrate metabolic process; peptide modification. Bases 205 to 1545 code for a protein of 446 amino acids. The record is from RefSeq and is a predicted model, not a curated record. Gene Ontology annotation, cellular component: plasma membrane.